Messenger RNA from Nematolebias whitei (Rio pearlfish), 2391 nucleotides. RefSeq names its product cyclin J-like (gene ccnjl). The coding region runs from base 1 to 1260 and encodes 419 amino acids. Gene Ontology annotation, biological process: regulation of cyclin-dependent protein serine/threonine kinase activity; mitotic cell cycle phase transition. Gene Ontology annotation, cellular component: nucleus; cytoplasm; cyclin-dependent protein kinase holoenzyme complex. The transcript has 5 exons. NCBI's taxonomy places the organism in Eukaryota, Metazoa, Chordata, Actinopteri, Cyprinodontiformes, Rivulidae. Gene Ontology annotation, molecular function: cyclin-dependent protein serine/threonine kinase regulator activity. The record is from RefSeq and is a predicted model, not a curated record.
AUGGGAAAGAUGGAGAGGGAGCUACAGUGGUGGAAAGGACAGCUAGCUUCAGAUAUCCAUCAGUCCCUGCGCAUUAAGGAGCUGAAGCUGCCGGUGUACCGGGCCCACUCCCCACAGAUUGGUAUGCGGCGGUACUUUGCAGAUUUGUUGGCCAUCCUGAGUAAUCGCUACCAGCUGUGCCCCACAGCACGUCACCUGGCUGUUUACCUGCUGGACUUGUUCAUGGACCACUAUGAUGUUGCUGUCAAACAGCUCUACGUCAUUGCCCUCUCCUGCCUGCUGCUAGCUAGUAAAUUUGAGGAGAAGGAGGACCGGGUCCCCAAGCUGGAGCAGCUGAACUCCCUUGGUUUUAUGUGCAGCCUGAAUCUCGUCCUCAACAAGAAGGAUCUGAUCAAAAUGGAGCUUCUGUUGUUGGAGACUUUCAGCUGGAAUCUGUGCAUGCCCACACCCGCCCACUUUAUCGACUACUACCUCCACGCUGCAGUGCAGGAGGGCGACCUCUACAACGGCUGGCCCCUGUCCUCCAUCUCCAAGACCAAGUCCUUCAUGGACAAAUACACUCACUACUUCCUGGAGGUCUCCUUACAGGAUCACGCCUUCCUCAAUUUCAGACCGUCCCAGGUUGCUGCUGCGUGCGUGGCAGCAUCUCGUAUUUGCCUUCAGAUUUCCCCAAGCUGGACGACGGCUCUGCAUCUGCUAACCGGGUACUCGUGGGACCACCUCACCCAGUGCAUCGAACUCAUGCUGCUAGCUCAUGACAACGACGUGAAAGAGGCCAAUAAAACCAAAUCCACCCCUCCUCACCGGCCUGCCUCUCUGCAGUCCCAGACUUCUCACCUCUCCCCAGUGUCAGCUAUCCAGACACCAGCCUCCUCCAGCUCCUCCUCCACACCACAGUUGCUCUUUCAGCCAGAUGGUUUCCCACACCUUUCUCAGCAUUCCCCAUCCUUGUCUCAGCUGCAAGCACUAGCCGACUCCCAGGCUUUGGGUCCAGUAGUGAGCAUGUCUCAGGAUUUCCUCCAGAGCCACCGCAUGGGGCUGCUAACUGGGGCUGCUUCCAUCACUCCUGGAGGAGUGUUCCCCUCUUACUCGAGUCUAACCUCAGGUCUUCAGCCAGGAGCCCGCGCUUUGCCUCUCCAGGGCCCCAUCUCUGUGCAGAUGGCCCUCGCUGGAGAACCGCGCCACUGUCUGAGUAUGGCCUACAGCGGGGGCUACUUGGGCGCACACCACACAUUUACAGCCGGCUGCUUUGACAGGUGACGCCAGGAGACGGAGAGGGAACACAAACCCCCACGGGAGUCCACUUCACUUCUUCCCACCCAACUCCCUGCCCAGAAACAUCCACUAACGGACCUCUUCUCUCUCUCCGUCGGCACUGCAACACCUUCAGCUCGUCCAGCUCCCCCGCCCCUCUCACAGAGACGCCUCAAACGUAAGCAGAGGUCCAAAGGCAGAACAGACCACGUGGAAGUCAUCACACUGACGUGACGAAUGCUUCUCUGCCUCAUAUUCCAUUCGGAGGCACGUAGACAUUUUAUUUCCUGCCGUAUACUGAACGGACUUUAUCAAACUGUUAUUAUGAGACUGUCAUCACUGUGAAUGAGAUGAAAGCAGCAGUGUGGUUGUACACCCACCUCAUUCAGUGCCUGUUCUCAGUUGUGCGUGAUAGUUGAGACAAUUUUAGAAGUGCACAGAACACAAAGUAUCUGUGCCAAGCGUUGCUGCUUGACGUUCGUUUCUCUUCGUAUCCAAUCCCCAAAAAUAUAACGCAUUUCAUGGAAAAUUGGGCUGAUUAUAUUUUCUUUAUGCAAGCCACGGUUUGACUAAAGAUGGAACAAACGCUUAAUCUAUAGAGCGCAAAGAGGCUGUGCAUGUCGGCAAACAUUUGAUGUAAUGAGCAGAAAGGCUCCUCUGGGAGUUCCUCAGCACACAGGAGCUCAGAGGAGACCAAGGUUUCAUUGUUUCGUGCACAGCAGGUGAAGUCCACGGCUCGGAACAGGCCUGCAGUGUUCAGCUUAGUUUUUUAUCCCCAAAGUCGAGCCUUGUGGGAGAGCCUUCACUCAAACCGGUAAAAAAAAAAAAAAAAAAAAAAAGUGCUUCUCCCGCACGCUCUUCAUACUAAAGUUUUAAUUUCUCCUGCACCGCUCAAAGAGUUGAACACCGACCGAUGUGUGGACCAGCACGGUGAAGGAGAAACGGAUGUACCGGUGUUGUAAAUACAAAUUGCUGCUGCCUUUAAAAGAAAAAGAAAAGCUGGUUCUGUGUCUGUGAUGCCUCCCAAUGUUUACAUGAACCACUAUCAGGGACUUGAGCAAGAUUACUUGAAUAUGAUGCCAUUGAAACAUGCCAUAGCUUUUAUUUAUGACUUUUAUUUUCUUACUAUUUUGUUUG